AUGGCCAAGUUGGUGCGGGACGAGAUCCUCGAGGUCUUGAAAAUCGCUAGUAAUUAUAUGAUGAGCGUUUCGUUAAGGGAGUCGAAUCUCACUGAGGUAUUUGCCCUCGGUAAUAUUUCAAAAUCCCAUGCGAGUCCAGAGGUAUAUCUUCCGAUGCAGGCUUGGGCACUGGCGUGGAAACUUCUUGAUCAGGAUGCAGCCUCAAGAAACGAAACCUCAACUGUACAGAAGCAACAGACUCGGCAAAAACCCAUCGCAUUGAUCAAUUGCCACUCUAUCCGCCUCUGGCUGUAUUUCCAUACGGCCUCCUCGUUGAAAAAUGUUCCUCCUGAAAAGGCAGGAAGGGCCUAA
Molecule: messenger RNA, 351 nt
Organism: Histoplasma capsulatum G186AR
Lineage: Eukaryota; Fungi; Ascomycota; Eurotiomycetes; Onygenales; Ajellomycetaceae
Exons: 2
Coding region: 1-351 (116 amino acids)
Source: RefSeq, a predicted model, not a curated record